AGUUGAAAAAAAGAAAUCAACUUUAAAUUUUGGAUUUCUACAAAAAAAAAAAAGAAAAAAAGAUACUAAUAACAAAAGGAAGUGUUAAAAUUUCAAAGUAGAAAAAAAAGAAGAGUAUUUAUAGGCAAUGAAAUGAGGCACUUUGAGGAAUACAGAAAUAUUGAAAAAUCGAACUCGUGGACACGACUGAAUGCUAAAACUAUAGGAAGAUCGUUGUGCGCUGCACUUUAUCUUCACCCGUAUCGGGUCCUAUAUGACGUAUGAGUUUGCAACCUGCUCCCGCUUUCGUUAACUUGUCACUUUGUCAUUCCCCGAUCGGCACUCGACAACGACGUGAGGGGUCGGGUCGAAUUCUCCACGACGUGUGUUUUGUCUUUUCAACAUCAUCGACAGACUUUAUCAUUUCUACGUCAACUAGACGACGAAUUUUUUCUAUUUUACUAUUUUUUGAAUAAAAAAGAAAAAAAAAUACAAAAAAAAAAUGGGUCCCGUCGAAACGUAUCAUUUCCUUGUCGAUGAAAUUUCAGAUCCGAGAGUGGCUGACUGGCCCCUCAUGUCUGGUCCACUUCCCAUAGCACUGAUUGUCGGAGGGUAUCUUCUCUUUGUUUUGGACCUAGGACCUCGAUUAAUGGCAAAUCGAGAGCCAUAUAAACUUCACAACAUUAUGAUUGGUUAUAAUGUCAUUGUUGCCAUAGCAAGUGCUGCUAUUUUUUACGGGUUACUCACUUCCGGAUUUACAACGUCCUUGUCAUGGGGUUGCGAGCCAGUGGAUUUUUCCAAUAGUCCAGAACCACUUAACAUGACUAAGUGGGUUUGGCGAGUAUUGUUAUUAAAGAUUGCCGAAUUGGGGGAUACGAUUAUUUUUAUUCUACGGAAGAAAUACAAUCAAUGUUCUUUUCUUCACGUUUAUCAUCACGCUGCUACAGCUGUUUUAGCUUGGAUUGUCUGUAAAUACGCACCAGGAGGUAUGUGGACCUUCGUCAUGAUGCCUAAUUGUCUGGUGCAUGUGAUAAUGUACACCUACUACCUCCUCGCUGCUUUGGGUCCGAGAAUUCAAAAGCGACUCAAUCCAUUCAAGCCAUAUUUAACAAUUCUACAAAUGAUGCAGUUUGUAAUAAUAAUAAUUCACACAACACAGGCUUUGAUGCCGUCAUGUGAGCCACGACGAAAGCCAUUGGCAUGUCUGUACAUGUUUCAUGUUCUCAUCAUUUUCUACAAUUUUUGGGAUUUUUACAAGAAGGCUUACUUGAAGAAGAAAAUAGUCUAAGAAACAAAUUUCCCCUCCUAUUGAUAUUUAAGAAAUAUAAAAUAAUUUUUAAAAACUAAAAAAACUGCGGACGAUGGUGACAACUUAAUUUUUUUCUUCCAUCGAUUCCUGUCAUCCAAACAAGAAAAAAAAAUGAGGCUGGGAAUUAUUUCUCCAAAAGUUUGUUGUCUUUUUUUGCUUCAUCGCUCACGGAUGAUUCAGUGUAAAAACAAUUUUAUUAUUUUGUACUUUAAGAGAAAAUUUAUCAAGAAACAGUAAUUUUUUUCAUUAUCUUCAAUAAAAAGUAGUUUGUAAAUUUUUA
Molecule: messenger RNA, 1568 nt
Organism: Leptopilina heterotoma
Lineage: Eukaryota; Metazoa; Arthropoda; Insecta; Hymenoptera; Figitidae
Product: elongation of very long chain fatty acids protein 1-like
Exons: 6
Coding region: 482-1267 (261 amino acids)
Biological process (GO): fatty acid elongation, monounsaturated fatty acid; very long-chain fatty acid biosynthetic process; fatty acid elongation, polyunsaturated fatty acid
Cellular component (GO): endoplasmic reticulum membrane
Molecular function (GO): fatty acid elongase activity
Source: RefSeq, a predicted model, not a curated record